Aedes aegypti (yellow fever mosquito) is the source of this 2894-nucleotide messenger RNA. RefSeq names its product pyruvate dehydrogenase phosphatase regulatory subunit, mitochondrial. The transcript is spliced from 6 exons. Gene Ontology annotation, cellular component: mitochondrion; cytoplasm; mitochondrial matrix. NCBI's taxonomy places the organism in Eukaryota, Metazoa, Arthropoda, Insecta, Diptera, Culicidae. Gene Ontology annotation, molecular function: oxidoreductase activity; protein binding. The coding region runs from base 173 to 2830 and encodes 885 amino acids. The record is from RefSeq and is a predicted model, not a curated record.
CGUCUGUAAUGCUUCAGUCGCAGUCUAGAGACAGUUUAGUUUUCGGUGUGCCCUUCAGCUGUGAAGACGAAAAGUGAUCAACUGUUACAUAAUGUGAAUUAAGAACCAAAGAAUACGUGAUUGAAGAGCUCAUUCUAAACAUUUAUCACACGGCUGUAAAUGCGUCGAAACAAUGAACUCCCUAAUUAAAUUCGCACAUCCAAUAAGAAAACCUUGGAGGCUGUAUAGUACCGGAAAUGAAGGUUUAGCUCAAACAGCAAGAGUUGUCAUUGCUGGCGCCGGGUUGUUAGGCAAUUCUGUAGCCUAUCAUCUCACUGAGAAUGGAUGGACCAACGUGGUAGUACUAGAUCAACACAUAAUUGGCAGCGGCACGUCCGACUUUGGGUCUGGUACGAUAGGCUUGUUCAAGCCUACACCUGAACGAAACAUCAUCAAGGAGAGCCUUAAAUUGUACGAAGACCUGCAGAAUGCUGGCCACCAGAUCGGUUUGAAAAAGUGCGGAGGUAUUAAUUUGGCGCAGACACACGACAGAGUUAUUGCAUUGAAGAGAAGAAUUGCGUAUAAUCGCCCCACUGGUCUGUUCUGUGAAUUCAUCGAUGCAGAACACGUGAAGAAACUACACCCACUAGUGAACGUGGACGACAUCCAGGGAGCGGUAUACGUACCAGAUGAUUGCGUUGCUGAUCCCGCAAGUGUCCUGCAAGUUCUUGCAAACCUUGCGAAACAGAAAGGAGUUAAAUAUUUCGAAGGAUGCGAAGUCACACAUGUCAAUACAAAAGGAGGUCGUGUUCAUAGCGUUGAAACUGACAUAGGAACUAUACAAUGUGAAUACUUUAUAAACUGCAGUGGGAUGUGGGCACGUGAGCUUGGGUUGAAAUGUAAAAGACCGGUUUGUAUUCCUGCAUACCCUGCGCAGCACUUUUACGGUCUUACCACGAACCUAAAUCUGCCAGCAAAACAUCUUCUACCGUGUAUACGGGACUACGAUGCCCAUCUCUAUGCAAGACAAAUUGAUGGAGAAAUGUUAGUUGGAUGGUUCGAAAAAGAAGCUAAGCCAGCGUUCGAAAGUAUCAAAGAUAUCCCUAAAGAAUGGAAAUCUCAUCUAGAUCAAAACAUGACCAAUCACUGUAGUCCGUUAUGGGAAAAAGCUGUUGAUAGAAUACCGUUACUGAGUAACAUGGCUCAACCGCAGCUAACAAAUAGUCCAGAUACGUUCACUCCAGAUGGCAGGUGGAUAUUUGGCGAAGCUGCCGAAGUGAAGAAUUACUUCGUGGCCUGUGGAAUGAAUGGUAAUCCACUGCAAGGUUCAGGUGGUAUCGGUAAGGCUUUGGCCGAAUGGAUUGUUUCUGGAACGCCGACAAUCGAAAUGUUACCGUUCAACAUUCAGCGGUUUCUACAUCUGCACAAUAACCGUCAAUACCUACAGCAACGAAUCAAAGAAGUUGUUGGUCGUCAGUAUGCCAUACUUUAUCCCAACCAGAGCGAGUACAAAUAUUCACGGAAGCUGAGAUGCUCCCCUUUGUACAGCGUCUUGGAGCAGAGAGGAGCUGUAUUCGGAACUAAAAUGGCUUAUGAAAGAGCACUGUACUUCGAUACGGAUUACAUACGAGGAGGCCAAUUACCCACUAUGCCAGCCGGAAGCUUUUACAAACCGAAAUUCUUCAAUUUUAUGGAAAAGGAAUACAUAGCCUGUGCACAGCAUGUCGGCAUCAUCGAUAUUUCAUCUUUCUCUAAAAUCGAAAUCAAACCGGGAGUCCAUAACGACGGUGACAAGAAUAAUGUUCUGGAUUACCUCCAAAAGAUGUGCGCCAAUGAUGUGGAUAUCGAAACGUCUCAUAUUGUUCACACGGGCAUGCUAAACGAACGAGGAGGCUACGAGAAUGAUUGCAUGCUGAUCCGACAAAACGUGGAUCAUUUCUUCAUGAUCUCACCAUCUUCCCAACAGACCAGAAUAUACGAAUGGAUGUCACGAAAUUUACCGAAAGAUGCCAGUGUCAAACUGAAUGAUGUAACGUCCAUGUAUACUGUUCUGAAUGUCGUUGGUCCCAAGUCGACGCAACUGAUGAGUGAAUUGUCUAAUUCCAACGUAAAGUUACAGCCUUUCACGUAUCGCAAGCUGAAUAUCGGCUAUGCUAGCGAUGUAAUGAUCAUGACCUUUACGCAUACCGGUAUGCCAGGUUAUUGUUUGUAUAUUCCCUCCGAAUAUGCAUUACACGUUUACGACCGCCUGAUGACUGUUGGCCACGACUAUGGCGUACGAGAUGUAGGAACGUUAACUCAAAGAUUUUUGAGAAUCGAUAAAUUCAUACCAUUCUGGGGUGAUGAGCUGACGAGUAUGACCACUCCCUUCGAAGCUGGCGUUUUCUACUCGGUACGACUGGAUAUUUCGCAAUUAAAGAAAAAGGAAAAUUUUCUUGGAAGAGCGGCCCUUGAGCGGCAGAAGCGCGAUGGACUGACGAAAAGGCUUGUGUUGUUCCACGUGGAAGACAUCGAUAUAGACAAGGACGUGUGGCCUUGGGGAGGCGAACCCAUCUACAGGAACAACGAGUUUUGCGGAACAGUCACUUCGGCUGGCUACGGAUUUGCGUCCCAAAAAUUGAUAUGCCUCGGAUACAUCAGCCGUCCUUCGAGCAACGAGUCCAGCGUGAUUACUACCGAGUUUAUCAUGGAUAAAAGUGCUGUGUAUCACAUCGAUAUUGCCGGGGGAAAAUUCCGUCUCACCCAACAUAUACACCCGAAGGCAACUUCCACCAAAUCCAUGGAGGAAAGUGACUUGCGCAGAACAUAUCGACCGACGGUAGUCAAGUUCAAAAAACAAUUUCAAGUCUGAAUGUGAUGUGCACCAACAUUGAAAAAUAAAAUUUUCUAGUCUAUAUUUAUAGUACAAAAUUAAA